Molecule: messenger RNA, 682 nt
Organism: Trematomus bernacchii (emerald rockcod)
Lineage: Eukaryota; Metazoa; Chordata; Actinopteri; Perciformes; Nototheniidae
Gene: birc5a
Product: baculoviral IAP repeat containing 5a
Exons: 4
Coding region: 99-527 (142 amino acids)
Source: RefSeq, a predicted model, not a curated record
UUCGCCAAAAUUUGAAAUCACCCUCCGCUCUGUGGUUUUAGCUGUUGGAAACAUUCUGGUUGAAACUAAAGUUGUUUGACGUCUAUUUUAACUAUACAAUGGAACCGCUUAGCAAAGACUCCAUCAAAAUGUACUCUUAUGAGAACAGACUGAAAACUUUCGAGGGGUGGCCGUUUGAAGAAAACUGUUCGUGUACGCCGGAAAACAUGGCCAAAGCUGGCUUCAUACACACUCCUUCAGAUAACUGCCCGGACAUCGCCAUGUGUUUCUUCUGCCUCAAAGAGCUGGAGGGCUGGGAGCCAGACGAUGACCCAGAAAAGGAGCACAAAUCUCAUUCGGCAGCCUGCCAGUUCAUCGCUUUGAAGAAGAAAGUAGAAGAGCUGAACGUGGAGGAAUUCCUUAAACUACAUAGGGAGAAGCAAAAGUUCCAGAUUAUAAAAUCCAGUAAGGACGACUUCACCAAAUUUGAAGGGGCAGUCAAACAGAGACGAGCAGAACUCAUUAAGACGGCCAAGGGGGAGGAGUGACACGAUGACGGAUGCAGAUGAAUGAGAAGAUUAGUUGUAGCUGGCUGACUUGAUUGAUAUCCGAGAUUCCUUGAUGUCUUCUUUGUAACUGUCAUAUUUUAUGUAGUCUUUUUUUUAUCAGAUUUUAAUCAAUAAACAUGUUCUUUCUACCUUCA